CCCUCGGCUGAUAUCGACAGCACGCUGGCAGAUUUCCUGGCGGAGAUCGAUGCCAUCACGGCCCCUCCCGACACGCAGUGCUCGCUGGCGGGGGUGGGGGAGCUGGAGAUGGGUGAUUGGCAGGAGGUGUGGGACGAAAACACCGGCUGCUACUAUUAUUACUGGAACACCCAAAGCAACGAGGUGACCUGGGAGCUGCCACAGUACCUGGCGACGCAGGUCCAGGGCCUGCAGCACUACCAGCACAGCAGCACCGUGGCGGGUGCCAACGGCAGCUUUGUAGCAACCACGGAGCUGUACCCCCAGGAGCCCGUGGCGGGUUCCAACGGCAGCUUUGUAGCAACCACGGAGCUGUCCCCCCAGGAGAAGGGAACGGCCCCGGGCAGCGCUGGCCGUGGGGCCAACCUCACCAAGCGGGAGGUGAAGAAGGAAGUGAACGAGGGCGUGCAGGCCCUCUCCAACAGCGAGGAGGAGAAGAAGGGGGUGGCCGCGGCUCUCUUGGCACCGCUCCUUCCCGACGUGGUGAAGGAGGAAGAGGAGCGCUGGCGGAGAAAAGUGAUCUGCAAAGAGGAGGUUGAGCCGCCCCCAGAAGAGGAGGCGAAAGCGGAAGAGACAGCGGGUGCCUCUGAAGAGCCAGAACCUGUCGGGGAUCCCCUGGAAGACACGCUGCAGGAGGAUCUGUGCAGCGUGGUGCAGUCGGGGGAGAGCGCUGAGGAAGAGGAGGAGCAAGACACCCUCGAGCUGGAGAUGGUGCUGGAGAGGAAGAAGGCAGAGCUGCGUGCCUUGGAGGAAGGUGACGGCAGCGUUUCAGGCUCCAUCCCCGAGGGGAGCCAGUCGGCCUCGCAGGAUGCCACCCGCAGGCUGGCCUCUAAGCGAGGGAAAUGGAAACUGUUUGUUGGAGCUGCCAGCCCUGAAUCCGCAAGUCGAGGCUCCAGCAAAACGGGCCGGGACAGCCCGGAAGCGGGAGAAGCAGCGGCGAGCACGGAAGCAGCCAAUGCAAAUUCGGACAAAGAGGCAGAGCCUGAGGAGCCCCAGGAGAAAGCAAAAGUCCAAGGGGCACCAAAAAUCGAAGAGGAGGAGCAGGACCUAAAGGUACGGAGGCGCAGAGUCCCCUGGCACGUUCAGUCCCGUUUCCAGGCUGAAGACUCCUCGUCCGUAAUCUCUGUGUCUGGAGGCUGCCGGUACCUGUCGCUGCCCUUCUUCAGCGUCACUUUUUGA
This is a messenger RNA of Eurypyga helias (sunbittern), 1218 nucleotides long. It is a transcript of the gene FNBP4, whose product is annotated as formin binding protein 4. The transcript has 9 exons. The annotation marks the transcript as partial. The record is from RefSeq and is a predicted model, not a curated record. NCBI's taxonomy places the organism in Eukaryota, Metazoa, Chordata, Aves, Eurypygiformes, Eurypygidae. Gene Ontology annotation, molecular function: protein binding.